This is a messenger RNA of Dreissena polymorpha, 878 nucleotides long. RefSeq lists its product as uncharacterized. The coding region runs from base 39 to 494 and encodes 151 amino acids. The record is from RefSeq and is a predicted model, not a curated record. The transcript is spliced from 4 exons. Lineage: Eukaryota; Metazoa; Mollusca; Bivalvia; Myida; Dreissenidae. Gene Ontology annotation, biological process: sleep; regulation of synaptic transmission, cholinergic; positive regulation of voltage-gated potassium channel activity.
GGAAACUAUUUCAAAUAGGUGUACACCAAAAGGUUGAAAUGACACUAACGUGGGUGAAGCUGUAUGCUGUUGGAGGCUUUCUUGUUUUACAAGCUCUGGCACAGACGCCGACCACGACGCCUCGACCGCCGGCGGAUAUCUACUGCUACGUCUGCGACAGUAAAGUUGUUGGCAGCGUGUGCAAUGACCCAUACAGCAAGAAGGAGCUCACGCCAGUGAAAUGUCCGUCACGGACGUGCUUCAAAAACAAAAUAACACAAAAGGAUGGACUGAACGAAAAAGGAAUCACUCGGGGAUGCAGCCUCACACCCUUUUAUAAAGCAAUUUGCGAGAACAAGAUGGGAACAUCGAGCGAGAUUGGGUCAACGUGUCAUUGUAUUACCGACAGGUGUAACGCCGGCGGCAUUCCAUCGUUAAAUACUCUGGCAAAAAUAACCACGUUUACAAUGACUGUGAUUAUGUUCUUAUCGAUCAGUACUUUUGGAUUUGUUUAACUGCAUCGAUGUCUGACUGUUUUAAAAUUAAAAUAUAUAUAUAUCGUUUUAAAAUAGGUUUUGUUGUACAUGUACGAUUUAGUAUUUUCCAUUUUAAAGUCGAUUUAAAUUGAUGAAAUAAUAACUUGAUAUGUACUCGUACAGUGUCUGGAAGUUUUUGUUGCUUUUUAAAGAAUCCCUUCACCGUUUUUAGUUGUUCGCUUGUUACUAGAGGUAUACUAUAGACAACAUCAAAACGGCUUAAAAAUCGCUAAAACCGAAUAUAAAAAACAACUAAAUAUAACGAGAAAUAUCUUUUAAAAAGGUAGCCGGCGUAAAUGCUGACUUCGAAAUACAGUUUGCAAUUUACGUUUCUAAAUAAAUAAAUUGAAAACAAAAGUUUAA